GGAAAAACAAAACUUUGUCAUCAAACAGUGAGAAGUGGAGAAUAAUUCAUUUGUCAGUAUUGUAUCGAAAUCUUUUUUGUUUGCUUUAAUAGUUUAUUAAAGCGUUUAGUUUUAUUUUUACAAAUUUUAAGUGUGCGGUUUUGUUUUUUUGUUUCGUUAUAGUCUUAAAUUAUAAGUGUUAGUAUUUGGUUGUGCCCUAAGGAGGCCAUAUACAAAGUAAAAGCGCCAUUUUACGACAAAAAAAUUAAGAAAAUUUCGUUAAUAAAGGUGAUUGUGACGUAUGUUUGUGGGCAAAAUGAAUGCCAAAGAUAUAUUAAUGCGCGCAGUGCAAUGUGAUCAAGCCGGACGAAUUUUGGAGGCACAACAUCUGUAUCAAGAUGGCAUACAAAUACUUAUGGAUCUGGUUGGGGACGAAUCGGAUGUGGCAAAGAAGAAAGUGUUCUAUGAGCGUAUUAAGGAGUAUAUAGACCGCGCUGAACAAAUUAAGGACCGCGUACAGAAGCAUGUUAUCCGCGGAGAGUUAGUCACCAAUAAACCAAUAGAAGACAAUUCUACGGGCAACAGUUAUCAAUCGUUGUUCGGGCAGUACCUCAAUUCGGACGUAAAAGAGGUGCUACUUGAGGAGCCAUAUCUGUACGAGAAGUAUCAAUUUCAGAAUCUUGUAACAUUCUUGGAGUUGUUGGUAAAAAACUGUCGCAACCUCAAGUAUGUGAGAGUGGUCACAAAGACUGAUACCAAAGCACCGGAGAACCAAAGUAACGUGCUGGAGCAGAUUAGAGCGGAUAUGUCAAAACGUAAUGUAACUUUAAGCAUAAAAUUCGAAGACACUUUGCAUGACCGCAAAAUUGUCCUCAGCAACGGUUAUAUUAUAAAGAUUGGGCGUGGUUUGCAUUUCUUCAAGGCUACUAAUCCGUUAUACAGCCUGGGCUUAUGUGAUUAUGAUUUUCGCAAAUGCUUGCAAACUGACGUGGACAUUUGGCGUACCAGAAACUUCAUUGCCUGAAGCUGAUAAAAGUGCUGCACUAAUCACUGACUCAUCGUUAAGCGUUUAACAGACAUUUUUACAAUAAUUUUCUUAUGAAUUUUUUAUGAAAUAAGAAUUUUAUUUUUUGAUAAAAGAAAACA
Bactrocera tryoni is the source of this 1125-nucleotide messenger RNA. Its product is annotated as MIT domain-containing protein 1. The coding region runs from base 281 to 1003 and encodes 240 amino acids. NCBI's taxonomy places the organism in Eukaryota, Metazoa, Arthropoda, Insecta, Diptera, Tephritidae. The transcript is spliced from 4 exons. The record is from RefSeq and is a predicted model, not a curated record.